Babesia bovis T2Bo is the source of this 874-nucleotide messenger RNA. RefSeq names its product rRNA-processing protein EBP2. Gene Ontology annotation, cellular component: preribosome, large subunit precursor; nuclear periphery; nucleolus. The record is from RefSeq and is a predicted model, not a curated record. Lineage: Eukaryota; Apicomplexa; Aconoidasida; Piroplasmida; Babesiidae. The transcript is spliced from 3 exons. Gene Ontology annotation, biological process: rRNA processing; ribosomal large subunit biogenesis. The coding region runs from base 5 to 850 and encodes 281 amino acids.
CAAAAUGCCGCUCCAAAUAAAAGCAUUGGGAUACGUUUUACAACCAGGUGAACGCUUUAUAGACAGUGACGAUAUCGAAGAUUAUGAUGACGAUGAUGAAAUCACUGAGGAAACCUCUUCACAGAAACGCAUACACAUCAAUAAAACGGAAGAAAUUAUAGCCAAGAUCAAGGAAAUCAUCCCAAAACGCAAUGGCAAGGAACUACCGUGGAUUGAAACGCUAGCGCUGACGUCUGACGAACCGUGCAGUAAAGAAUUCAACCACAAUGAAACAUUAAAGGUGGAACAACAUUUUAAGGAUAUUGCGAUGAGUUGUGUAAAAGAUGGGUUGCAGCGUCUAGUCAAUCUAGGCAUCGAUUUCAACAGACCGUCGGACUUCUACGCGGAUAUGAUCAAAACUGAUUUCCAAAUGGAACGUGUGAUGGCCAAAUUGGCCAAUCGUACAAAACGAAUACAAGAGAAACGCAAUGAACUGAAUAUGAAGGUGAAGAAAGGGUUCGACAAACAGGUGAAGCAAAGGCAACGCAAAAACCAAUUCAUCAAGGAAGUUGAGGAUAUUGUGAAAAAUCGUAAAGAUGAUGUUCCAGUUGAACGUCAAAUUGACAGGCUCAUCGAAAACAAUUCUAACUCUAGUUCUGGAAAAAAAUCAGAUAAUAAAAUCCAAAAGUCGGGUAAGAAAAAGGUUCUUGGAGCUAAUUCUAGGGGAUCAAAGAAACCAGCUAGUGGAAGGAAAGGUGGUAAGACGAAGAAGAAUGAUACCAAGAAGUCCUCGGGUAAAAGCUCUCGCCGUACAAAAGGUCAAAGCCGUCCUAAAGGUGCCACGAAGAAAAAAGGAAAAGGACGCAAGUAAUGUUGUUCAGUUUUUAUGUUUGCU